This is a messenger RNA of Nelumbo nucifera (sacred lotus), 936 nucleotides long. Its product is annotated as cytokinin riboside 5'-monophosphate phosphoribohydrolase LOG1-like. Gene Ontology annotation, molecular function: hydrolase activity, hydrolyzing N-glycosyl compounds. NCBI's taxonomy places the organism in Eukaryota, Viridiplantae, Streptophyta, Magnoliopsida, Proteales, Nelumbonaceae. Gene Ontology annotation, cellular component: nucleus; cytosol. Gene Ontology annotation, biological process: cytokinin biosynthetic process. The record is from RefSeq and is a predicted model, not a curated record.
AUUGAACCUUUGCAGAUAUUUACUGCGGGCGCUGAAGAGAGAGAGAGAGAGAGAGAGUCCUCUGACGCCAGCUAGGAUAAUAAAAGGUUUCUACAUCGUCUCAGGAGAAUGGAAGGAGAUGAAGAAGUAUCUGUACCAAGUGAAAAGAAAAGGAGAUUCAAGAGGAUUUGUGUCUUCUGUGGGAGUAAAGCUGGAUACAAGUCUACGUUUAGUGAUGCAGCUCUUGAACUUGGUAAACAACUGGUUGAAAGAAAAAUAGAUUUGGUUUAUGGUGGAGGAAGUGUAGGUCUAAUGGGUUUGGUCUCCCAGACUGUUUUCGAUGGAGGUUGCCAUGUACUUGGAAUAAUUCCAAAAGCUCUCUUGCCACAUGAGAUAUCAGGAAAAACUGUUGGAGAAGUGAAAACUGUUGCUGAUAUGCACGAAAGGAAGUCUGAAAUGGCCAAACAUGCUGAGGCUUUUAUUGCUCUCCCUGGUGGUUAUGGAACCAUGGAGGAGCUACUGGAGAUGAUAACAUGGUCUCAGCUAGGAAUUCAUGAAAAACCAGUGGGGUUAUUGAAUGUUGAUGGAUAUUAUAACAGCUUGCUUGCAUUUUUUGAUAAAGGAGUGGAAGAAGGUUUCAUAGAGAACUCUGCAAGACAUAUCGUUGUCUCAGCAGACACAGCAGAAGAACUGAUCAAGAAAAUGGAGGAGUAUGCACCACUUCAUGACAAAGUUGCACCAAGACAAAGUUGGGAGGUGGACCAGUUAGAGUCUACACCAAGUGGACAUAAUUUAUGAUCUUAAUCCAACGUACCAAUUUGUAUAUGUACACCAAACAUAUAUUUUUACCUCCAUCAUCUUAUCAUUUAAAACAUCUCUCUCUCUCUCGUUGUUGUUUCUUAUUUGUUCAUCUUUUCAGGGAUGUGGUACAAGGGCUUGGUUUGUGUUUUGUGGUCU